GUUGAUUGUCACCUUAGGUAAGAUGGGUUGACACGUGAGUCGACAAUCAGAAAUAAAGACGCAACGGCGGCACAAGGAUUAAGGUCCUCGCUCCCGUCGAGCCGGCAAUGAGGGGCCUCUCUACCUUGGGAAACUUGGGGUAAAGGUACGGAUGGAGGACCAGACGGAGGAACUCGUUGCUUGGCCGCAUGGAAUCCCACAUUGGCAUCAGGAACCUGCGACUCAAUAUGGCAAUCCGGAGCAUGCUGCGUCCGCAAAGGACAACAACGCCGUUGGAGUUGCCAAUCUGGCCACAUGGAAGUCUGUUUAUAUGAGAAGGGCCGGGCAGAGUUGAUUGUGAGAUGGGUGAAGCAAAUACACACUGUUUCUUGUUAAUGUUCCUGUGUCAGUCUUUCAUCGCAUUCUUCACCACUCGUCAAGCCCUUACCUUCACGAGAAACCACCUCAACUUCAAGCAAAGUCACACGAAUCAACCACCACAAUGAAGUCCACAUCCCUCCCCCUCGCCGCCACCCUCCUCGCGACCGCCACCUCGGCCUUCCAGGUCGGCAAGCCCCCCAUGCCCCAAGCAAAAACCACAAUGGCAGACAACUUCCCCUGGCGCGACCCCUUCACCUCCGCAACCACAGACGCCUACACCCCGACCUGCUCCUCGUCAAAGACCUUUUCCGCGACGCAGUACACCCUCCACGACCUCUUUGACAAGCCGCCGACGGGCCUCUUCCCCUGGGGUGAUGGGCUCAAGACCUUUUUUUCGGGCCGCGAGUACCCCGGCGGCUGGGCCGGUCUCGAUCGCCACAUGUAUGAUCGUAAUGUUCUCAUGAUGGAGUACGCUGAUGUGCCGGUGCGCGUGCGAGAGUGGAUUGAGGAGGAGGAGCGGGCCGACGGUGCCGGGAAGGGCUUGUUUGCUGUGUUUGAGAAGCCUGCUGGGGAGGGGGACAAGGUUACGGAGCAGGUUGAGCUUGCUGAAGAGGUUGAUCGCGGGCUUGAUGGGGGGAGGGUUGCUAUUUUUGCGCCGGGGGCGUUGUAUCCUGUUCUUCCUCUAUUUGUCGCCGACGGUAGCGAUUGUGAAGGUGAGUCGGACUCGUUUCUUCCCUUUUCUUUCUACAAACGCAUUCCUACGAGAGACUGGCUAACAUCAUCGCAGAGACGCUCGCCGAUCUGAGCGGUUACCAGGCCGUGCCCAAGGAUGCCGCCGUCGUGGCGUGGCCCGUCAGCCACACCCGUCCCGAUACCGCCAAUGACAAGAGGGACAUUGAGUUCACCGUCAAGGCUCAGGUUCUCAAGAUCAAGGAGGGAGCGUCGGGGGUUGAGGCUGCCGAGGAGUCAAAGGUGGCCGAGGAGUCAAAGGUGGCCGAGGAGUCAAAGGUGGCCGA
This is a messenger RNA of Colletotrichum phormii, 1376 nucleotides long. RefSeq lists its product as uncharacterized. The transcript has a single exon. NCBI's taxonomy places the organism in Eukaryota, Fungi, Ascomycota, Sordariomycetes, Glomerellales, Glomerellaceae. The record is from RefSeq and is a predicted model, not a curated record. Bases 482 to 1165 code for a protein of 227 amino acids.